AUGGACUCACCUGGGUGUCAGGGUGUCCCGCAAUUCUCUAGCUUCCGACCUCCCCCUCCCUCUCCUCCGGCCACCGCUACUGGCUCAGAACAUGAACGUCACCGGAGUCGUCGCUCGGGCCACCAUCGGCGCGCAGACCGGAGAGAGUCUCCGCCCUCCCGUCGCCAUGGAAGACGUUCAGAUGGCGGUCGUGCAAAGGUGCUAGCUGAAGAAGGGGAGAAGCGCCUGAGUGGGGAAAGAAUUGACGAUGUAAACGCUGCAAACGAUGAGGCAAACAAAAGAUUUAUCUUUGACAGCCACGGCUAUCGCGACAAUACACGCUACGGCGUGGAUCGCUACGAGGUCCCUGCGUACCAUCGCGGUGGCAAUGGCUUUGUGCUUGGGCUCCCCGGACAGCGCAUUGAUUACGAAACGCGUUAUGACCAAGGUCCCCUUCUGCUUCUUCGCCCCGACUCAGGCUCCUCUGCAACCUCUGCAACCAAACCUCUCUCCGCCGAAACCCUAUCUGCUUUGUCCAUCAAUCUUCCCAUUCGCCUCCGGUCUGAUCUCAAUGCUAAUCCUGCUGCUGAGACCCAACAUUCACAAAAUUUUAUUUCAACAACAGUUCCAUCUCAAUCCGGCGUUGCGGCUACUGCCGACUUGGACGAUGAAGCACCGUCUUAUCGCUCCAUCAAGGUCCCGGCUAAGCCCGAAGAGCAAGUCACUGAGCCCUUUGAUGCAAGCACCUUCACUCGAGUUGCUAUGGAAGCUGAGAUCUUGAAUCGCAAUGCCAAGUUGAACAGCGCAGUGGCGCAACGACCUACUGAUAUCAAGGCAUGGAUCCGUCUUGCUGAGCAUCAGGGACUUGCUAUCACUGGCACGAGAUCUGGUGAUCAAAGCUCCUAUCACGAUGAUGUACAAGUUGUGGCAAGAGCCAAGCUGUACGUGUAUGAAAGAGCGAUCAAGGCUAACGCACAAAAUCCUGAACGCGAUCACCUUGUGCUGUGCCGAAUGGAAGAGGGUGCGAAAAUCUGGGACGAUGCAACGCUCGCAUCGGAAUGGGAUGGAGUCCUCCGCCACAACUCUGAGUUCAUAACUGUAUGGAUUCAGUAUCUUGACUACUGUCAGACUGAUAGUCGGGAUUUCAACUUUGAUGACUGCUUGAAGACUUAUGCCUACUGCUUGAAGAUCCAUUCAGGUGUCGGGUUUGAACCGCAGAAAACUCUCAUCAGAUCAUACUUGCUGCUCCGUUUGACCCUGUUUCUUCGAGAAUCUGGGCACGUGGAGCUAGCUGUCGGUCUAUGGCAAGCGGUGCUCGAAUUUUCAUGCUUCCGCCCAGCCAAUCUGAUUGGGAAGAAAGAAGAGGCCCUAGUGGAAUUCAAGAGGUUCUGGACACCUGGACGCAUCCGGAUCGGGGAGCCCGGUUGGCAACCCUGGAACAGUGGACAAACCUCCCGUGCUCCUGCCACAGAGCAUGUUUACACUUCUGAGGCGGAUGACCGAGACUUGUUCCCAACCUGGACGCGUGCAGAAAGGGAGCGGAUGUUCAAAAAUCGCAUGCCGUCACACGCUUUUGAUGAUUCCAAAGAGAAAGAUGCUUUCCGAGUGGUCCUCCUUGAAGAUUGUACGCAGAUACUGCCAUAUUUCUGGGACUUGAAAGAAAGCCUUGGCUCCCUUGUUGAUGGCUUCUUGUAUUUCUGCCAUUUGCCUCACUUGACGUUGCCUGCGAAUAUGCACACCAGCCGGCUGUGGACUGGCGAUAGUUUCCUGCGAAACGAAUACAUGGAUGAUCCUCGAAACACAAUCGCGGACUGGAUCACUUUCCAGAAAUAUGCCGCAACCACGACCCUUGAACCAUUUGCAUUCCCUCACCAUACCUUCGUUCACACCACUGAUACUCUUUUUGCCGACCCAAAUCUGUGGUUUUCCGCCAUGACGAAGUGGGCUGCAACCACCUCUCAUUCCUCCUGUGUGAUCGAUUCUGACUUUGUGCUCUUAACUCUCCAUUCCCUUGUCGAUGUUUUCAGAGACAGCCAAUUGGCUGAAUACGCUAUUGCAGUAACUUUCGCGUGUGACAACGCUCUGGGCAAGAAAUAUGGAAGGCGACUCUUAAAGGAGCGAUCAUCGAACCUGCGACUAUACAAUGCCGUCGCGCUCAUGUAUUGGCGAACUGGCGAUAUUGACGUUGCUCACAAUGUGUGGUCUACUGCUUUGUCUAUGAGCCAGAAUUUUGAUGCGGGCGAGCUCACUGACUCUGCACUCCUGUGGAACUCGUGGAUUUGGGAAAUGCUUCACGCUGGGCGAAAGAAUCGGGCAUUAUACCUGUUGCAGGCUAUGCCUUACCAUCGAGUUCACUUGUUGUCAUACGACACCGCCGAGGAACUCAAUAUUAAUGAAACCAAUUUUCUCAGGUGCUUGUUUGCCGAUCAGAAGACUGCCUUGAAGUUCAAGAAAAUGCAAGCAUAUGCAGCUUACGCUGACUGCUAUGCCAUCCUCCUCUAUCUCAAGGGCGAGCAACUUGAAGAAGUCCUGGAUGUCUACAAUGACGCCAUCACUUCCCUUAGAGUCCUGCGCAAGACUGAUGAUGAUUUCAGGGUUUUGGGCGGAGAAUUGCUGCACCAAGCCCGGGCCCGGAUCCUGUACCACUAUGUGGAGAGACAGAGUGGCCAAUUCAGACCUGCCGAUGUUCGUGCGCUGCUCCUGGAUAGCCUAGAAUGGUGGCCUCACAACACUAUGUUCUUGUCGCUAUUCAAAUGGAACGAGUCUCGGCUACAUAUGAGCGACCGUACCCGCGAUAUCUUCGACGUCACCAUCGGGGCGAAGCACAGGGCCGCUAAGGAUCUACAAGGGCCUGCCCCGAUCUACCGUGUACCCGUCACAACUCACCUUUUCAGCAUCUACGCUGAGAUGGGUCGCCCUCUCAUGCUUGGCUCGACCCCGCAUUCAAUCCGGGCAGCCUUCGAGCGAGCGAUCGGUGAUGGUGGCAUCCUCCCGGUCGGGCGGACUCCAACACGGAAGAGUCCCUUCGAGCUGGCAAGCUCGACCUCCGCGCAGACCAGCCUCACCAUCUGGAGGCUGUAUAUCCUCUACGAACUGUACGCAGAGUACAAUGUCGGCCGCGCACGCGCGAUCUACUUCCGGGCCCUGCGCUCCUGCCCCUGGUCGAAGGAGCUGUACCUGCUCGCCUUUGAGCACCUGCGGGCGGAUUUGACCAAUCGGCUGCCCCCCUGUCGCCUCAACCGGAAGGGGGAGGUCAACCCUUCGGGGUUCGACCCUGCAGAGCUCCGAGCUCUGUACUCGGAGAUGCUGCGCCGUGGACUGCGGGUCCACUACCAUAUGGAGGGUUCCUGCGCCGAGUAG
This is a messenger RNA of Penicillium egyptiacum, 3339 nucleotides long. The record is from the annotation of a GenBank genome assembly. NCBI's taxonomy places the organism in Eukaryota, Fungi, Ascomycota, Eurotiomycetes, Eurotiales, Aspergillaceae.